Synchiropus splendidus (mandarinfish) is the source of this 7225-nucleotide messenger RNA. RefSeq names its product nuclear receptor subfamily 2, group F, member 2 (gene nr2f2). Gene Ontology annotation, biological process: negative regulation of transcription by RNA polymerase II; anatomical structure development; cell differentiation. Gene Ontology annotation, molecular function: retinoic acid binding; zinc ion binding; RNA polymerase II cis-regulatory region sequence-specific DNA binding. The transcript has 3 exons. NCBI's taxonomy places the organism in Eukaryota, Metazoa, Chordata, Actinopteri, Syngnathiformes, Callionymidae. The record is from RefSeq and is a predicted model, not a curated record. Bases 634 to 1896 code for a protein of 420 amino acids.
GUGUCAAAGUUCACUAUAUAGAGAGCUCAGUGAGCUGAUCAGAGAGAAAGCAUUCUGCCAGCCGGGCUCCUACCAAUCGCAAAUCACUUCCUAACCUCCGCCUUUUUAACAUAUUUGAUCACUUUGAUUCCUCUUCGCCUAUUAUUUUCCAGAGCGCGGUGGAGGCUUGUAGGUUGUGAUCCUUGUUUUUUAUAUAGUUUUUUGGAAGUGUCCGUUUCCUCUCCAAUUGCUGGCGCUCACGAGCAGAAGAAGACGCUGUGCGUGCGUCUGUGUGUGUGUGUGUUUUUUUUCCCUUUUUUUCUGCUGGUGUUUCCUUCAAGACUUGCGCUGGAACUUGAGAGUCGCAGCUUCAGUGUUGUCCAGGCUCCGCCGCGGCGCUCCGCUCCGUCUCUUGUUUUGGCGCAUCUUUCUCUCCUGCGUUGAUGCUGGAUGGCUGAGUGUCGGCGCCCCUGGACUUGGCCUUUAAGCGCGAGGCAGCGACUCAGCUCGCAUCACUUUUAAAAACACCGACAGUGGGAGAUUCCGUCCUUUUGUUUUUCACCCCUCUUUUUUUUUUAAAUUUCCAUCGCAGUCGUUUUCUCGUCGCGACAGCAAAACGGCAGACAAAAAGUUUCUCUCCGUUGACUGAUAGAUAUGGCAAUGGUAGUGUGGAGAGGCUCCCAGGACGAUGUGGCUGACACCCAAGGCGCCCUCUCCUCGCAGACCCAAGGAGGACUAUCGCUUCCCACCCCGCAGCCGGGCCAGCUGAACCUGAGCGCCUCGCAGGUCGCCGCGCCGACCCCGCAGACGCCGGUGCAGGGGAACCCGAACGCGCAGUCCACGCCGAGCAACCAGUCCUCGCAGGAGAAGCAGCCGCAGCACAUCGAGUGCGUGGUGUGCGGCGACAAAUCCAGCGGCAAGCACUACGGCCAGUUCACAUGCGAGGGCUGCAAGAGCUUCUUCAAGCGGAGCGUCCGGCGGAACCUGACCUACACAUGCCGGGCCAACAGGAAUUGCCCGAUCGACCAGCACCACCGCAAUCAGUGUCAGUACUGCCGCCUCAAAAAAUGCCUUAAAGUCGGCAUGAGACGGGAAGUUUCUCUUUUUACUGCAGCCGUGCAAAGGGGACGGGUGCCACCCACGCAGCCACACCACGGCCAGUUCGCCUUGACAAAUGGGGACCCACUCCACUGCCAUUCCUACUUAUCCGGAUAUAUCUCUCUCCUGUUGCGAGCGGAGCCCUACCCCACGUCCCGCUAUGGCAGCCAGUGCAUGCAGCCCAACAACAUCAUGGGCAUCGAGAACAUUUGUGAACUUGCGGCCAGGAUGCUCUUCAGCGCCGUGGAGUGGGCCAGGAAUAUUCCCUUCUUCCCGGACCUGCAGAUCACCGACCAGGUGGCUCUGCUGAGGCUGACGUGGAGUGAGUUGUUUGUGCUGAACGCGGCCCAGUGCUCCAUGCCCCUUCACGUGGCCCCCCUGCUGGCCGCCGCUGGCCUCCACGCCUCCCCCAUGUCGGCGGACAGAGUGGUGGCCUUCAUGGACCACAUUAGGAUCUUCCAGGAGCAAGUGGAGAAGCUCAAAGCUUUGCACGUUGACUCUGCCGAAUAUAGCUGCUUAAAGGCGAUUGUGCUCUUCACCACAGAUGCUUGUGGCCUCUCAGACGUGGCCCAUGUGGAAAGUUUGCAGGAGAAGUCCCAGUGCGCCCUGGAGGAGUACGUCCGGAGCCAGUACCCCAACCAGCCGACCCGCUUUGGGAAGUUGUUACUGCGCUUGCCUUCCCUCCGCACAGUCUCCUCCUCGGUCAUAGAACAGUUAUUUUUCGUCCGCUUGGUAGGUAAAACCCCCAUUGAAACUCUCAUCAGGGAUAUGUUGCUGUCGGGGAGCAGUUUUAACUGGCCUUACAUGUCCAUUCAGUAAGAAGGACAAACAAAAGGUGUGGGGUUGAUGGGGAGGAGGAGGAGGAGGACAGGGGGGUCUGCUGCGGGACUACAAUGAUUAUAGCUGCUUUUGUGGAAGGAAUUAAAAAAGGAAAAAAAAAGAAAAAAAAAGCAACCGGCUGUUACACUGGGCUGGCUUUCAUGAAGAAAGACAUAAUGACUGUGAAUCUGACAAAAAUUGAGACGUCCACUGAACUUUCAAAAUGGCAGACUCUCCCAGUGUCCAUGCAGAGCGCCCCAUUGUUUUUUUAUGAAAUGGAAAAAAACACAGAAAAAAAGGGAUUCUGUUCUGAGGAAAUUUUAAGUAUUAAGUGCAUUUAAUUUCGGGAAGGGCGGGAGGGUUGGAGGAAAAAAAAUGGAGAAAGGGAUUUUUUUUUUCUCUGAUGACUUUGUCCUGUGUCCAUGUAUAGCUGUGUUUUUUUUUGUUUUUUUUUUUGUACUUUCUUUGUUCCUCCUUUCCUGGUUCCAAACCGGCCUGUGUGAUUUCUGUACGGUGGUGUUAUUUUCUUACGAAGGUGUACAAAACUGAAAAGUUCUAAAAAGGAAUUAAAACCACAGCAAUAGGAAGUUGUAGACGUAUAGGCUGCAAGCGCACUUAUCGACUUUAGGAUCCGGGAACACGUAAGGGACUUUUAUAUUCUUAACCCACUUGGAGAAAUUUGUCUUCCCCCCUGAUAUUUGGCUUCAGUUCCCCAGCAUUUCUCUCUUACAAGCUGCCUAUAUGUUCAAAUGGUGCGUUCGAGGUGCACUAAAAGCCUAGUGAUCAGGUCAGACAGUAUUAAGGCGUCCCUGAAAUGUCACCCUUCAAGCAUUAAGUGCCUGACAAAAGUAGAUUUGGGGAACACAAUUAGACUCUUAAAAACGACAGCUGAGGCAGUAUUCUUGUAAAUAUAGGUCAACUUAUUUCCUUUUUUUUUUCUAAAAUGUGAUUAAGAAAAAAAAAUCUGUGGUUGCCAUUAUCUUCUUCUUCUUCUUCUUGUUCUUCUUCUCUCGGUGAUGAACAAAAACUGAGUGGCAGACUUAGCUAGUAGCACUGAAAGUUCUGUUUUAAUGUACAUACAUAUUACGGCAAAAAUGUUUUCUUCUUUUGUUUUCAUGUAUAUUUAGACUGUGAAUGCAUGGCCACAGGUCGCUAACCUAUUUUACCUUUGAUAUAUAAAUGUAAAUGUUUCUUCUCUCUUAUUUUUGACUGUAUAGAUAUAAUCUGUGCAUUCUUAGCCCUUGUAUUUAAAGAAAAAAAAAAGACACACACGGUGACUAUUAGGCUUAAAAACAGGGUGAGCAGGUUCUUUUUUUGGAAACAAGGAGUUGAUAUUUUAACUUUUAGUGUUAUUUGCUCCUUUGGUCUCUUGACAGGUGCAGUGCAGUGUGUGUGACAGGGAGAGAAGGGGUGUGCGCAUGCGCGCGUGUGUGUGUGUGUGAAUGUGAAAGCAGGCAAUUUUGUUUCUGAGGCUUUUCUUCAACACACACGGACACACGCGCACGCACGCACACACAAACACAAACACAAUAAGAGCAUGUUGUGGUUGAAUUAAAAGGGAUUGAACACUGAUCUUUGGGCUCGUGGUGGCCACAUGUGGACCAGAGAAUGAUACAUGAUUGUAAUUAUGAACAGUUUAAACUGAACCCACGUUUUUAUAUAAAUAUAUCAAAAUAUAUGACUGCAGGGUAUUAUUGAUAACGUAUAGAUACUUUUUUUAUGACCAUGAUUAUUAUUAUUAUUAUUAUUAUUAAUUGCAAGUGAUAUAUGUGAGUGUGUGUGAAAGUUUAUAGUUGAACACAAUUCUUGUUUGUUUGUGUUAGCUUAUUGUACAACGAGCAUUCUGCUGUAAAUUUGUUCUUGGUAUUAAAUUAUAAUUUAUGAAUUUGAAAAAAAAAAAAAACGACGCACGCUUUUCAUGUUUUUUAUUCUUUGAGACUUGUGUCAGCUGCUGGUGUGUGUGUGUGCGUGCGCGCGCGUGAGUGUGUGGUGGAGUCACUUUGCUUUGGCAGGAUGUCGCCCCCUCCCUUUCCCCGCGAUGAGGGUGAUUAAUGGGUUUCAAAAAUAAUUAAUCCAUCACUCUAGACACUCGUUCUACAUUUACAAAAAUUCACUUUAAAUUUAAAAAACGUUACGGUGUUGCGUUUGUGCGCGUCAGCGCAGCGCAAAUUGCGUCACUUUAAACAAACAAAAAAACUGAAUCGUGAGGAAAAUCCAGGAGGCACAAAAUAUAUUUUAAACAUAUAAAUUCAAGUAUAUUUAGAGUAGAACUUUAAAAUAAAUCCAGGUGUUUUUACGUGUUGCGUUCACGCCUUUUAGAGUCCAGUUAAAUGGAGGUGAAAGCUGUUUGUGUGGCGUUCACAUCCCGAUAUGCCGUCGUAAAUUUAUAAUCCAAAAACAUCCCAGGGGUAGUUUGUGUUGAGUUCAAGCCACAUUUAUUAUUCAUUCGUGUUGCGUUCAUGUUCGCUGCUGAGCUCCUCCAAAAUAUCAAGGGCUUCUAUGUGUUGCGUUCACGUUCUAAAUCUCUGUUGAGUCAAAACAUUUGUGAUUAAUGUUUAGCCUUUCAGAACAUGAACUAAACUGCGUGUGUGUGUGUUGACAAGUGUGUGUGUCACUGCUGCUGCUGAUGAUGGUGAUGAUGAUGAUGGUCUUUUAACACGCGUCCUCGCUGAAAGCUGUGUUUAUCCAUACUGUGCUGCGUUCACUGCCUUGUCUGAACAGUCUGUCUCUGAGGUGUAUUUCUAUAUCAAGGCCAUAUUGAUAACAAGAGUCGUCACACGCACGUAAACACACACACGCCGCGCGCCAGCACCGUGCACAUCCAUGGUGAAACUCCUGCUCUCGGGGGGCGCGGAGCCCCAUUUUAAAGACCCCUAAACGAGCCGUUACUCGACGUGAUCUCAGUUGACAGGGCGCGGUGUAAAUGCUGGACUCCAUCAUUUCGUACUUCUGCUCAUUUAUUAGCUCUGCGCGCUCCGCUAAUGAGGCGUAACGCGCAGCGACGUCACUUUUGUUUACUCGUGACGUGGGAACUUUGUGACACUCGAUCUGCGGCGCCAGUUCACAGGCGAUGAACGGCGAUAUUUGUUUAAUAAGAUGAAGAUGUGCGUCAUUUUCGCCCACGAAAACACGCGUCGGCGCACAGCUGAGCCGCAAAUGUGCGCGUUAUUUGCACCCUGGCACGCGGACAAAUUGGCUCGCUCGCUGCUGCGCCGUAUAGAUUUACGACGCGCACUUGCUGCUAUUACAUGUCUGCUUGUUGCUGUUGUUAUUACGCCGGUAUUAGUGGCGGGAGGAGCUGUAAUAGCGCCAGCAGCAGGCAAAUAUCAUAUGACUCACCCUGCUAGUUCUCUACCACCAUAGUUACUGAGCCAGCUAAACUGAUUAUAACCUGUGCGUUAUAGAUAUUUUCAGCUAAACUUUUACCCUAAAAUGCACCAAACAUAAGUGCCACCGCAUUUUGUGAUAAUAUACUUGACAAUCACAUCUUAUAAUGUUUUUGCUGAAACGUUUUCCAUGCAUGAAUCACAUGUUCUUUAUGAGGCAAUGUUUGUUCUCAACAUUAUUGACAUUUCAAUUCGUCAUUUUAGUGGAAUGUCUUCCAUUUUAACAGCCACUCUGAAUCGACACCGUGUUGGUGGUGAAUCGUGGUUCCUGCUCUUCCACCGUUACAUUUUAAUCCAAAUCAAUUGUGAGUUCAGUCACAACUGAAGUGUGUUUGGAUAUUUGUCAUAAGCUGCUCGACGCGCUUGAAGCUCGGCGCCUGGCUCAGAAAUGUAAGAACAUUGUGCCAUCUACCUGCGGAGAGUGGAACUGUCGCUCCCCAGUGUUGACUGGGAGACACGUUUGCCUCACUGCAACUUUUUAAUUUUUAUUUUUUUAAGCUUCGUUAGAGCGUGUGGAGAUGGUGCGUUCAUGGCUCUGAUAUUUUGAAACGUCAUUUUAAAUAUCGAUCUGAUUUACUAAAAAGAAAUGUUUAAAGUGAAGUCAGGAGGCGAAGAAUUGCCGCACUCUUCACGAAAAACCGUUCUCCGUCACAUAUUGAUCGAUCCCAUCUUGUAUCGACUGAUCACUUGGGGUGCACUUCAUAAAGACCCCCAUUUGCUGGAAGGCAGCACCGGUCACCCACAGACGGGUGUAACGUUGGGGCUCAACCGUCGUCAUCCCAUCAGCUUGUUGACUAGAGCUCUGGAGAAGUGGGACCCCACUUUUGGCUUUGGUCACCCCACUUUCUAACUCCUAUUUACUCUACAAGCACGAGAGCUUUUGAAACUUAGUCAAAAUCGGUUGUCAAAAAAUGUCUGGCUCAAGGGUGAACGUCUCCCAAACAUUAGGUAUUUCAAGUGAAUGUAUUAUCCAGAUGAAUUCAACAUUUUAUCAGAAUACAUUUAGCAUACAAUUUCCGAUAAUUUUGUUUUGCAAUACAACACUAUUUCCAUGUUUUUGUUGCAUCUUCAAAUUCACCCAACAUUAUCGAAUCGACUGCAACACAUGAGAUCAUGACAAUACAUGUAGUAAGAAGUAAGAAAUAAUGCUAAUAAAAUAAACGUCUAUUUUUUCUCCAACUAAAAACAUGGGUUUUAAUAUUUUUCUUCACAAUUAAUAACCACGUGAGACCGUUCUUAAAUCUUUCAAUCUACUAGUUCUUUGUUUAUUAUGGCGCGCCAUACCGAAUUACAGAAGCGUUUAACAAAUAUUAAAAGUUAAAAAAAAACAUUUUAACAGCGUUUUUUCCUUCUCUUCACAAACCUCCUCUCAUUCUUAAUCUGCAAAUUAAAACGGCGACGACACAUGUAAAUAGGAGGCGGUCAGAUGACACUCCUUCUCUGGAUGUCGGGGUCGCGCCUGGACGCCCCUCGUCGGGACCCCCGCUCUCAUGAACAGCGUGGUCUCCGACACAGAGACAGCAGCAGGCGGGCGGUGUUGUAGUGACCUAACUCCACAGGCAGGGGGAGCCAGGCAGCUCCUAUGACCCCGGCUGUGCUCGGGUGAAGUUCGCAGCCGCACAGCUGACGGUGUUCUCUUUCAUUUUACACGUCUUUCUGAAACCGUAGAAGAGAUUUCUGUGAGACAAAAUGCUUUCUGAGCAGAUGAGCAACUUCUUAAGACAGUAUUUAAUGCGUAUACACCACAAUUCAACACCUUUGCUUUGUAACAAAAUAGAUUCAAACUAAAUAUAUGUAUGUAUUUGUAUUCAGUUGAAAACAUUUAACGUAGUAAUCAGCACCGUUAAAAAAAAACCUUUUAAAAAAUAUUAAUCUAUAAUAGAUUAAUAAAAAUAAUAUUUCAGUCACUACAACCAUGGGACCUCUUAACCGAAACUGCUUUC